AUGAAGGACAUUGUUUCCUACAAAUUCGUCUUACAGGCCAACACCAAGCGGCAAAAAUAUGAAAGGAUUAGCGAAAAAAAGAUAUCUACACCCGUUGAAGUCCUUUGUCGAGGUUAUCCGGCUGAGUUUGCAAUGUACCUUAACUACUGUCGCGGUCUUCGGUUUGAAGAACCACCGGACUAUAUGUACUUGCGUCAACUCUUCCGUAUCCUCUUCCGAACUCUGGGCCAUCAGUUCGACUUCCUAUUUGAUUGGACGAUGCUGAAACAACGGUCCUCCGCAAACUCCUCGGCCACUUCUGCAGCUCCUGCCUCCAAAUUUGUUCGCCCUAACACCGAGAGUCGCGACCACGAGAAGGGGCAUACAGCGCCAUCUGGCGAACAGGGUAAUGCUUCCGGACCUACUGGAAACACUCCUGUGGCCCCUGGUAAUCACGCUUUCCCGUCUACAGUCGACUGGAUUGCUCACCAGAAAGGUCUUUAG
Spirometra erinaceieuropaei is the source of this 483-nucleotide messenger RNA. The record is from the annotation of a GenBank genome assembly. NCBI's taxonomy places the organism in Eukaryota, Metazoa, Platyhelminthes, Cestoda, Diphyllobothriidea, Diphyllobothriidae.